Messenger RNA from Zea mays, 2195 nucleotides. Its product is annotated as probable GTP-binding protein OBGM, mitochondrial. The transcript is spliced from 5 exons. Gene Ontology annotation, molecular function: GTPase activity; magnesium ion binding; GTP binding. Lineage: Eukaryota; Viridiplantae; Streptophyta; Magnoliopsida; Poales; Poaceae. Gene Ontology annotation, cellular component: mitochondrion. The coding region runs from base 163 to 1773 and encodes 536 amino acids. The record is from RefSeq and is marked validated.
GCCAUACCUCGAAUUUUGUGUGUCCUCACCAGCUGCCGUCGUUCCUUGUCUCCCACCCGAGGUCAGCCGCCGCCGCCGUAGGUCGAGAUCCACGAGGCGCCGGGAUCAUUCUCCAUUCUUGGACCUUCGCCUCCACUCCCUUGUUGAUCCAGUGGAGUGGAUAUGUGGCGGUGGCAGCAGACUCUCCUCCGCCGGCUCCCGCCGCCGAGGGCGGUGGCGCAGGCUCCGGCGUCCUGGGCGGCCGACCGUCUGGUAUGCUACUACGGGUCUACGCCGGAGGGGAGGGAGGGAAAGGCGGCGCCUUUGCAGGCGCGGGGCAUGGUCGACAGGUUCCGGAUGCGCGCCAAGGGCGGCGACGGCGGCAAUGGCUGCGUCAGCCUCCGGCGCUCUAGGUCCAACCGCCACGGCAUGCCUGACGGUGGUAAUGGAGGGAAGGGUGGUGAUGUAAUUCUUGAGUGCUCACGGUCUAUCUGGGAUUUCAGUGGCUUGCAGCAUCACAUGAGAGGAGGCCGAGGUGGCAAUGGAGUUUCUAAGAAUCAGAUAGGAACAAGAGGUUCUGACAAGAUUGCACAAGUACCUGUAGGCACAGUGAUUCAUCUUGUCGAAGGGGAGCAACCUUCUCUCACAGUAAAUAAACCGACCAGAGCUCUAGAUCCCUGGGACAUACCUAGUGCUGAAGAACACUCUUCAGAUUUGUACCAGAUUGCUAAUAUAGUGACAGAAGGUUUUGAUGGUGGCUUGCCCCAUCAGCAUAUUGCCCCUAAGCAUAACACUGAUGGAAAUGACACUGUAAAGGGAAGCAACAGUAACUCGGAUAAUCCAAAAUACUUUCAUACAUGCUCCAAGGCUCAGUUCUCAAACACAAAUCGUGAUGUAAGAAUCUAUUCAUGUCAAGAGGGCACAGAUGAAAAAGAUCAGACUGAAAGUGGGGAUGAAGAAUUUUGGGAGGAUGAAGACGAGUUUGACAUGGAUGAGGAGGAAGAAGAGGAUGAGAGGGAAGAACAAGAUGUGCAAUAUUGUAUUGCUGAGAUGACAAAACCUGGGCAGCAGUUAAUCAUAGCACGAGGAGGCAAAGGUGGACUGGGGAAUGCUUUUAUCAUGAAGGAGAUGCGGCCAUCCAAAGCAAACAGACAAGAGAAGAUAGCCCAUUUGAGUACUGGGCAGCCAGGAACUCAGAGCUUGCUUAUCCUGGAACUGAAGAGCAUUGCAGAUGUUGGUCUGGUUGGGUUGCCCAAUGCUGGGAAGAGCACAUUGCUCAGUGCUCUCUCUAGGGCGCACCCAGAGAUCGCCGACUAUGAGUUCACCACGCUGAGGCCCAACAUUGGUAGCCUGAUCUACGAGGACUACUUCUCGGUUAAAGUGGCUGAUAUACCUGGACUGAUCAAAGGAGCACAUGAGAACCGUGGCCUGGGUCAUGCUUUCCUAAGGCACAUAGAGCGCACCAAAGUUAUCGCCUAUGUGCUUGACCUUGCAGCCACACUUAAUGGCAGGAAAGGUGUCCCACCUUGGGAGCAGCUGCACGAUUUGGUCGCAGAGCUGGAGCAUUACCAAGAAGGAAUGACUCGGCGGCCAUCACUGAUUGUCGCAAACAAGAUAGACGAAGAGGGAGCUGAAGAGAUGUGCCAGGAGCUGAAGAGGAGAGUGCAGGGAGUUCCAAUAUUUCCAGUUUGCGCCAUCUUGCAAGAGGGGGUGCCAGAUCUGAGAGUGGGUCUAAGGAACCUUAUGGAUGACUCAGAUCCACAGGGCAAAAAUUUUGAGAAAAAUGACUGUUGAAUGAGAUUCUAUUUUUUUUCUUUCUCAUGACACUAACACAUAUGAGUGUGCGGGGAUUAGAUCUGCAAAUAUUGAUGACUCUGGCUAUUCCUUUCUUGUUGUGUUGAUGACAAUAAUUGAACAUUUGUAAUCUUAUCAUUCUUGUGAAAGAGCAGAAAUACUAUAGGGUUUGUUUCAGGGCAGCAGCAGCUGAAACAUUGGGCUUGGUCAGUAAAUAAACAGAACUGCAUCUGUACUUGGUAAAAUCAACAAGUCAAAGAAUUAGAGCCUGUUUUUCUCUAUUCUGGGAGCUAGUUCUCAAUGUCACUGUAAUCUGCACGUCUCUGACUUCCUAACUUCUAAGCAUGCUACUACUGUAUCCCUUUGUAAUUUAAUCAGCUGUACCAUCCAAUACUCUGUUUACAUUUGUAGUAACACUUUGC